Frankliniella occidentalis (western flower thrips) is the source of this 6047-nucleotide messenger RNA. It is a transcript of the gene raptor, whose product is annotated as regulatory-associated protein of mTOR. The coding region runs from base 68 to 3913 and encodes 1281 amino acids. The record is from RefSeq and is a predicted model, not a curated record. Gene Ontology annotation, molecular function: protein-macromolecule adaptor activity; protein binding. Gene Ontology annotation, cellular component: TORC1 complex; cytoplasm. NCBI's taxonomy places the organism in Eukaryota, Metazoa, Arthropoda, Insecta, Thysanoptera, Thripidae. The transcript has 24 exons. Gene Ontology annotation, biological process: cellular response to amino acid stimulus; TORC1 signaling; positive regulation of cell growth.
CAAAGGCGCUGCUCGAAUUAAGUAGUGUGGAGGAUGAACAUCAGCUGUUACGAUCACAAUAAUAAACAUGGAAGAAGAUACAGAAUGUGCCGCAGCAGAUUGGCAACUUCCUUUGGCAUUUUCGAAAAGUCGUCACUCAGAAGUUAUCGAAGGUGCUACAGCUAUCACACAGACAUGGAGAAUGAAAGAAAGGAUGAAAACAGUGAGUGUUGCUCUGGUUCUAUGUCUCAAUGUUGGUGUGGAUCCUCCAGAUAUUGUGAAAACUCAACCCUGUGCUCGCUUGGAGUGCUGGAUAGAUCCAUCAUCAUUCAGCCCGGCCAAGGCUUUAGAAACUAUUGGAGCAAAUAUGCAAAAACAGUAUGAGAGAUGGCAGCCACGUGCCAGAUACAAACAAAGUUUAGACCCUACAGCAGAGGAGGUGAAAAAAUUAUGCACCUCUCUUAGAAGAAAUGCAAAGGAAGAACGGGUCUUGUUCCAUUAUAAUGGACAUGGUGUUCCCAAACCCACAGCUAACGGAGAGAUUUGGGUUUUUAAUAAAUCCUACACUCAGUACAUUCCUCUAUCAGUAUACGAUCUUCAAACCUGGAUGGGCGCCCCUAGUAUAUAUGUCUAUGAUUGCUCAAAUGCAGGUAUCAUUGUUGACUCUUUCAAAGGCUUUGCUGAACAGCAUGAAAGGGAAUACGAAGUUAGCGGAACAAGAGGUUCAGGGUCUGCACCUUGCUUCAAGAACUGUAUUCAGUUGGCAGCAUGUUCUGCAUCCCAAAUUCUCCCUAUGAAUCCUGAUCUUCCAGCAGACAUCUUUACUUCUUGUCUGACAACUCCUAUGAAAAUUGCCAUAAGAUGGUUUGUGUUGCAGAACUCAGCUAGGCUGGUCCCAAAAGUCAACCUAGAUCUAAUUGAUAAGAUCCCCGGCCAACUGAAUGAUCGAAGGACAAUGUUAGGAGAAUUGAAUUGGAUUUUUACGGCCAUUACGGACACUAUAGCUUGGAACACUUUACCUAGAGAUUUGUUUCAGAAGCUUUUUCGACAGGACUUAUUAGUAGCAUCUCUAUUUAGAAAUUUCCUUCUUGCUGAACGCAUAUUGCGUUCUUAUGACUGUACACCAGUGUCUUCACCAAGACUUCCUCAUACCCAUCAACAUCCAAUGUGGCAUGCGUGGGACUUAGCAUUAGAUUUAUGCCUAGCUCAGCUCCCAGGUGUUCUAGAGCAGGAUCGUCCAUUUCAACAUUCAGCCUUUUUCCAAGAGCAGCUAACAGCAUUUCAAGUCUGGCUUCACCUUGGCUCUGAAAUACGUGCACCACCUGAACAACUACCUGUAGUACUCCAGGUAUUACUUUCUCAAGUGCAUCGGUUAAGAGCAUUGGAAUUGCUGGGUAGAUUCCUUGAUCUUGGGCCUUGGGCAGUAAAUCUAGCUCUUUCAGUCGGUAUAUUUCCAUAUGUCCUAAAAUUGCUGCAAUCAUCUGCUCGUGAGCUCCGCCCUUUGCUAGUCUUUAUUUGGGCCAAAAUUUUGGCAGUUGAUAGUACAUGUCAAGCUGACCUUGUUCGUGAUAAUGGACACAAAUAUUUCCUCUCAGUUCUUCAGGACCUCUCUAUGCCGAGUGAACAUAGGACACUUGCAGCAUUUGUUUUAGCAAGUGUAGUGAAUAAUUACCCUCAGGGCCAGGAGGUGGCUCUCCAAGGAAGUUUAGUCUCCAUCUGUCUUGUGCAACUGUCUGACCCAUCACCUUUAUUACGUCAGUGGCUUGCUAUAUGCCUGGGUCGUUUGUGGACUAACUAUGCACCUGCACGGUGGUGUGGUGUUAGAGAUAUAGCACAUGAGAAACUAUACAAUCUCUUAUCUGACCCUGUUCCUGAAGUUCGAACUGCAGCAGUUUAUGCCUUGGGAACUUUUAUUAGCUCUGUGGUUGAGCGAAGUGAGCAUGCAAAUACAAUUGAUCAUAGUGUGGCAAUGAAGUUAUUAAACACUACUAUGUAUGAUAUGAGCCCUCUUGUCAGAAAGGAGCUGAUAAUUGCACUGCAAGCCAUGGUUAAUCUGUUUGAGAAAUCUUUCAUAUCUGUAGCUCUGCAAGAAAGUGGCCAAGUAAAGGAUGGUUCAGCAAUGAUGCUUGUAUCUGUUGCAACUGAUGUGCUGUUGUCUCCUGCGGCUGGUCUAAAAAGAAUACCUUCUAGAGAUCGCCUUAAGAUGUUAUCACCUACUCCAGUCCUGCUAGAUGGUGGUUCGGGAGAAGGCAACAAUGAGCGUAUCAAAAGAGUUUCCAGUUCAAGCUCCCUUUACAGCAUGGGCGGUUUAGGCUGCAAUAUAUCUUUGACUUUGCUCCAGUACAUGCUAGGACCGGGGAGUAUGGCCAAUUUACCUAGUGCAGCAUUUGGCAGCAUCUACCAGAAACUGUGGGCUGGCCUCACAGCUUUGGAACAAGAUCCUUAUCCUGGUGCUAAUCAAAUGGCAAAGCUUGUUAUAGAGUAUGUUAGAGAACAAGUUAAUAGUGUUCGUCAUAAAGAGGUGGGUGAGACCAGGAUAUCAUCAUCUGUGUCUCUUCCUCCUUCACCAUCUAGUCGGCCAACAUUUUUGACUGGAGAGUCUCCUCCGACAAGCGGAUCAACAACCGAUCUGCACCGCAUUGCCUCUAGGCCAACCUAUUCUUUUGGACGUCCCAGGAAGACUGUACCUAACACUAUCUCUGAAGAAUCAGAUGAAUGCAGUUGGACAAGGAAAUUACAUAUCAACACCAACUUUGUUGAGUGGAGUUGUAAAUACUUUGCUCAACCUAUUAUGAGAUUGAUAGAAGAUACUGAUGCUGAAAGUGACAAAUUUUAUGAAAGAGAAUGGAGGUAUCUUAGGAAUGCCAAUAUGAGGGCCGAGGCAAAAGAAGAGCAGAGAAAACUACCAUUGCCACGAAUAGAAGAAAAGGUGUUCAGUUUACGAUUUAAUAAUGUUCCCAAUGUGUUGUUAUUUCAACCAUAUGAACCCAUUAUUGUCAUUGCUGGUAAAGAUUCAGUUGGACUAUGGGAUUAUUACACAAAUACAAGACUGGCAUUCUUACCAAAUACUAGUAUCAAAGGGACAAAAACUCCAGUAAAAAUUACUGCAUUGGACCUCAUAAAUCCACAUGAUGUGUCGCUUUUGCUAGUUGGUGCUGAUGAUGGAUCUAUUCGCCUUUGGAACCAUCAGUCUGCAUUGCAUGGCGUUGCAUCAUCAACAGGUGGACUCAGUCUUGUUUCUGCCUGGCAAGCCUUAGCUGAAGCACAACCAACAGCAAGAGCACUGAACGGAGUGUCGGAACAUGGAGGGAGAUCUUCUUCUGGCUUAGUUGUAAGCUGGGAACAACAAACACUUAACAUGGUUGUUUCUGGAGAUGUCCGUGUUGUAAGACUCUGGGAUGCCAAUCAAGAAUUACGAGUUAGAGAUAUACCAACUGAAUGUGACAGCUGUGUGACAAGUCUAUCAUCUGAUGGCCAACUUAUAGUGGCAGGAUGUGGAGACGGUUCUAUUCGUGUAUUUGAUCGAAGAUUGAGCCAAAGUGAUGCACGUGUGCUUACAUGGCGGGAACACAAUGCUUGGGUAGUUAAUUGUGCUCUUAGAAAUAACACAAUUAUCAGUGGAAGUGUCAUGGGAGAUGUUCGUUUCUUUGAUCUGAGGCAGAAUUCUUCACCAUCUGUAAUUCAUACUUCGCAAGAAAUGACUGCCAUGGCCAUCCACAAGCAAGCCAAUGUUUUCUCUUGCGGCUCCCUAAACCAGCUGUCAAUGUACACCCUAAAGGGUCAUCACAUAAAUACCAUCAAGCACCAUGAAGGAUUUCUGGCGGGUCGCAUUGAACCUGUUUCGUGCCUUGCGUUUCAUCCUCAGCGUGCUGGAUUGGCUACAGGCUCUGUUGAUGCUUCGGUCUCGAUUUAUUCUGUUGAUUCAAAGAGAUGACAUACACAUUUGGCAGCUUUCUAGCUGUCACCAGCACUUGCUGUAAAUAAAGUGCAUAUGUCCCUCUUUAAGGGUCCUCUCUUAUAACUUCAACUCAUUUCAGCUUGAGGAUUUGGAUUAAAACGGAUGUCUGCAAACAAUCUGUGAUGAUAUUUUGUUGUUUUUGUGAUUUGUUAUGAGAAGGGAUCACAUGUUACGGCGAAUGUCCGGCGGUUGAGAAUCUCGAAAUUCUCCGGCCAAAGUCUGAAUCGCCUGAGAAUCGCUGUCGAAUUUACGUCGUUCGCCGGCUACCGGGCAUUCGCCAUAACACAUACACGUAAGAAGUGUAAAAAGCAUUAUUUGUAUUUAGAAGCAAGGAAACAUGUCUUUGUUUGUUAAAAUUUGUUUAUAAGGGCUGAUAGCUCUUUCAUGAUACUUACUAUGUACACUAUAAAAUGUGAUGUUGAUGUAUGUUGUAAAAUUUUGUACAUUUUGUCUGUAUUCCUGUACAGAGAUUGUAAUUGUUUUUCAUAUUGCAACUUUAAUCAAUAGAAUACUUAAUGGAUAAUAGCCAGUGGUUAAUUUUUGCAAGCGGUUUAGUGAGGGAAAACUAGAUGUAGGGAACAUUUUUAUCUGCCCUUUUCAAGGAUAUGUAAGAUGUUCUGUUAUGUUAUAUAAUUGUAUGAUGGGUCCUCUUGUACAGUGUUAACUAUGACAGUUCCUUGAAAAUCGAUGACAACUUAUGCAUUAUGCAUUAUUUUUAUGACAAUUAUAUUUUAUGAAAUGUGCUAUGUACAUUAAAUAUGUUUUAUACAUAUACCAUAUUUUUUGAUGAAUAGAACAAAAACUUUGUUGUGUCAUACUGUUAGGGUUAUCAUGGAGUUCUUACAUUUUUAAGGAUAGUUGUGAUGUCCCAUAAUGUAACACCUGCUUGCCAUUAGAACACUAAUAUUGCGUGCCACAUUUACUAUAAGCCACUGGAAAGGCAAGCAGUGUCGUGAUUGGCUGUGGUUCUGCUAUACUUGCAUUUAGUUAGUGCCUUUGUCAUCAAUAUGGAUUGUAACUUGCCUUUUAUUUUUAAUUGUUUACCUUCUAUUGAUGUGAUUUAUUUAAAUUUGAACAUUGGAAAAUUUAGAAAAAUAUGGCAUGAAAAGUUUGGUUAAUGCUUCCAAGAAGUAUGUACUGUGCAGAUUUUGGUCUGUGCCCAUCUGAAAUUGUUUGGUGACAUGUCCUUGUUUAUGAAACAGGCAUAUUCCUUUAUUCUUAUUCGGAGAUAAAAACAUCUUGUUUGAGUGUUGAUUCAUUUUUUUUUUUGGAGUCAUAACUUUAUUUUACUAUCGUGCCUGGUGUGAUUUAUUUUAUUUUCAUUUAAAAGUAGUUGAGGAGCCAUGGUAUAGUGAUGUUUUUUUUCUAUUUUUUCUUUUACAGUAGUUUAAGCAAGGGCUUUUAAACAUUAAUUCUCUUUUGAUUUUUCAGUUUAUGAAUAUAUAUACUGGCGUAUCAUGCUUGAAAUAUUGUAUCAAACCACACCAACCAAGUUAUUUUGGCUGGUUCAAUGUUGAUUCCUCACAAACUUAGAACUUGGGAUAGGUUUUUUUCAAAUUGCAUAGUGUUGUUCUAGUCUCAUACAUAAUCAUCAUACAUCACUAAUGAGGGUUUGCUAAUGACAGACCAUCAAACUUGGGUGGUAGAGAAAAUAUCUAUCUAAAAUAUUUCUUCAUGCCAACAUGUGCCUUCAGUUUGAUUAUACUAUACUUGAAUGUCAUAAUUGAGAAUCAGAUGCAGUUCCUUAAAUUGCAGAAACUGAUAUUGUUUUGUAUGUACUUAGUCAUGCCCGGAAGCCUACACAGGUGAAGCUUGAAUGUCAUAUUGCUGGCCUGGAAGGUUGAUGUAGUUGCAGUAAUUAGAGACUAAGUAGAAUUAUUUUAAGGCUAGAACUUUGGCAGCUAUGUUAUCAAUUGUGUCUGGAAUGUCAAUUUCAAGCUAUGGUUUACUUCAGUUUUCAUUACUGAUAAAGAUGGGGAAGUCCUAGUCUUUCUGUUUAACAGUUUUUGAAUCAUUUCGUGUUAAGAUUGAGUCAUCAGGUACAAUAUGGAUUUAGAUUUUAUUUGUGCUCCUCUGAGAUAGUUUUCAUAAAUCAAAAUUUGAAUUCUGA